This is a messenger RNA of Onychostruthus taczanowskii (white-rumped snowfinch), 2377 nucleotides long. It is a transcript of the gene UNC119, whose product is annotated as unc-119 lipid binding chaperone. Gene Ontology annotation, cellular component: spindle pole; intercellular bridge; spindle midzone. The transcript has 5 exons. The record is from RefSeq and is a predicted model, not a curated record. The coding region runs from base 1 to 621 and encodes 206 amino acids. Gene Ontology annotation, molecular function: lipid binding. Lineage: Eukaryota; Metazoa; Chordata; Aves; Passeriformes; Passeridae. Gene Ontology annotation, biological process: positive regulation of protein tyrosine kinase activity; nervous system development; negative regulation of clathrin-dependent endocytosis.
AUGAAGGUGAAGAAGAGCGGCGGGGCCGGGGCGGCGGCGGCCAGGACCGAGGAGGAGCUGGGCCGAAAGGCGCUCAUCGGGCCCGACGACGUGCUGGGGCUGCAGCGGGUCACCAGCGAUUAUUUGUGCACUCCUGAGGAAAAUGUUUACAAGAUAGACUUCACCAGGUUCAAAAUCCGGGACAUGGAAUCUGGCACAGUCUUGUUUGAAAUCACCAAGCCAGCAGCUUCAGAGCGGGAGCACAAUGACAGGAAGGACGUGGACCCCAACGCCGGACGCUUCGUGCGCUAUCAGUUCACGCCGGCCUUCCUCAGGCUGCGGCAAGUGGGAGCCACGGUGGAAUUCACAGUAGGGGACAAACCCAUUAAUAAUUUCCGUAUGAUUGAGCGGCACUACUUCCGUGACCAGCUGCUGAAAAGUUUUGAUUUUGAAUUUGGCUUCUGCAUCCCCAGCAGUAAAAAUACUUGUGAGCACAUCUAUGAAUUCCCCCAGCUCUCGGAGGAUCUCAUUCGAGAGAUGAUCCUGCACCCCUACGAGACACAGUCGGACAGUUUCUACUUUGUAGACAACAAGCUGGUGAUGCACAACAAGGCAGAUUAUUCCUACAGUGGAGGACCUUGAGCGUGGUGGGCUGGACGGCCCCAGCCGCGCUGGCUCCCCUUCCCUCUGGAAGUCGUCAGGGAUCCCAACACCUCCAGCUCCUGCAGUGUCACCUGGACAAGGAUCCACCAACCAAGGACUCUUUGCCGCAGUAGGAGUUUCAUGACAUCUCUUCUGAGCUCUGAAGCAGACCUGGCUCUUCAGAAGUUUUAAGCUAAAAAUGAUCUUUGGAUACCACUUCCCUAAGUUCUUUUGAGUGUCUGCUUUGAAAAUGGCCUUGUGGGACCUGAGGGGUUUUGCCCUAGUUCUGUGAGUUUUAUGUUCUUGCCCUCGAGUAUCUUUUAGGAUUGCUUGAUUGCUUUCCCAAAAAAUGUAAUCAGAGAAACCACGGCAGUGGAUGGAUGCAGAGGUUUGAGUGGUUGUAUCUCUUUGUGAAUGCUUCAAAGGCCAAUUUAACUUGUCCAGCCUGUUGAAAAUAUCGAGCAAAACAUCUCACAAAGGCAAGCUUCAUCUUCAGACUGGCUCUCUCCACGAGUAUUUCAUCCUUUAGUGUCAAUCCUUCUGUGUAAUGUUCUGUUUAACCUUGGAAACACCAAAACCUGCAAUGAAGAGCAGUAGUUCAGUGACAGAGCUGUGUUAAUUGGGUGUUUUUGCAUUUACAUUCCUUUUACAUUUCAGAUGAAGGUAAAAUGGCAUUGUGGGUCUAUGAACCUCCAUAAAUACAUUCCACUGAUUUCAGGUUUUUUUUGCAGAAUAAUUAGGAAAACCAGGAGGAUUUUAGCUUUAUUUAACAUUUUUGCUGUAUUUAACAUUCAGCCUUUUCCUCCCAUGUCUAUUUUUUUCAUCUCUGCUCGAUACCAAGAUAAGAACUUCAGCACUGCUUGUUAGAGCAACAUUUUAAAUGUCUAGGGCAGCUGGGGAGUGUGGAAUUUCCAAUUUUCUAUGUGUAUCUGCAUUUAAAGGAGGUUAAGACAGCGUUUUCCCUUUGUUAAAAACGUUUCUCAUCAGAUAAUAAUACAGGUGAAGCUAAAUCUAAUAAUCUACAAGUUUAACACACAGGAAAAAAAUUUAGCAAGAGUUCUCUCUUCUCUUCUGGAAGAAGUUUAACACCAAUUUAACCCAAGAAAUAGCAACACCAAGAAUAAACUAGUGUGGGGUGACUUGUUGUCAUGAAACCCUUACUCUGAAGGUCAGUUCACUGAUACUUAAAAAAAAAAAAAAAAAAGAAAAAAACAACAAAAAUAAAAGACAGUUGCAGUCUGUAGAUAUUUCUAUAAAUACUUGAUGUCUCCAUGUCUAAUUCUGUGAGUUGAAGUGGAACAUUCUAUGUUAGCCUCAGAUAGGUGUAAUAACUGUAAUAAUUUUUAUAAAAAUACCAUUUCCAGUCGUGAUGAGCAUCUCUGUAGUCGCAGCCUGUGUCAGACAGGACUACAAAACAAUUCCAACUGUAGCCUAAGGCCAGGGAGGUUUUUGUGCUCUUGUUGGGGUUGUGGUCACUUUUCAGUGUGUCACCAUUUGUUUUUGGCUUGGCUUUUUUGACUGCUGAGAGAGGAAGCAGUUUCUUUAAAAAAAACCAAACCAGUGAUUUUAGGUUACAGCACAGUUUUUAUUAAGCUUGGUAGCUACAAAAGUGUGUCAAGUUCACUGGUUUUACACAAGUAGUAGCUUGUAGUAAUUCUUAUCACAGUGAGACUUGUGUUUAUCACUAUUUUUUGUCUCUAGUGUGUUAAAUCAUACAAGUAGCCUACGGCUGACUGAUCAGUUUGAGAGAUACAAA